Messenger RNA from Phragmites australis (common reed), 950 nucleotides. RefSeq names its product ribulose bisphosphate carboxylase small subunit, chloroplastic 2. The transcript has 2 exons. The record is from RefSeq and is a predicted model, not a curated record. The coding region runs from base 68 to 595 and encodes 175 amino acids. Lineage: Eukaryota; Viridiplantae; Streptophyta; Magnoliopsida; Poales; Poaceae.
ACCUACAGGGACUCAAGCACUCCUGCCUCCUCUUCUCCUUCGGUAGAGAGCAGAGAGCUAGCGAGCCAUGGCACCCACCGUGAUGGCGUCGUCCGCCACCUCAGUCGCUCCCUUCCAGGGACUCAAGUCCACCGCCGGGCUCCCCGUGAGCCGCCGCUCCAGCAGCUCCGGCUUUGGCAACGUCAGCAACGGUGGAAGGAUCAAGUGCAUGCAGGUGUGGCCGAUUGAGGGCAUCAAGAAGUUCGAGACCCUGUCCUACUUGCCGCCGCUCACCACGGAGGACCUCCUGAAGCAGAUUGAGUACCUCAUCCGGUCCAAGUGGAUUCCUUGCCUCGAGUUCAGCAAGGUCGGGUUCGUCUACCGUGAGAACGCCAGGUCCCCAGGGUACUACGACGGCCGCUACUGGACCAUGUGGAAGCUGCCCAUGUUCGGCUGUACCGAUGCCACCCAGGUGCUCAAGGAGCUCGAGGAGGCCAAGAAGGCCUACCCCGACGCUUUCGUCCGCAUCAUCGGCUUCGACAAUGUCAGGCAAGUGCAGUGCAUCAGCUUCAUCGCGUACAAGCCACCGGGCUGCGAGGAGUCCGGCGGUGCCUAAGCCCUAAGCGCAGCUAUGGUUGCUCAUCAUGCAUGAGCAACCAUGAAGUGUCUCUUCGGUUUUGCUUCGGGUCACCUCGGUUUUUUUUUUAAAUUCUGGUUGCUUCUGCUGAAUCCACGGCCUGUUCAUGUAUGCGAUCUCUCCCUCCAACCUUAGAGUUACGUAUGUAGGAUUACUACAACUAUCGUUGGGUGAGGAACAAGUGAAUGCAAGCUCCGGCUAUACAGAGAGAUAUGUAAUAUGGAUACUAAAGCAUACCUGCCAAUCCGUCGACAAUACUAGAUCGUGUUAAUUACUGGUGUUUUUGUCUUUACUAAUGCAUCAAUAAUAAUAAGUUUCGUGUUUUUUCCAUGUA